Molecule: messenger RNA, 2427 nt
Organism: Alligator sinensis (Chinese alligator)
Lineage: Eukaryota; Metazoa; Chordata; Crocodylia; Alligatoridae
Gene: TMEM8B
Product: transmembrane protein 8B
Exons: 13
Coding region: 1-2322 (773 amino acids)
Cellular component (GO): plasma membrane
Source: RefSeq, a predicted model, not a curated record
AUGGCUUUUGGCGAGAACAACGGGCUCUUCGUGACCGACUACUUCACCCGCACGCCGCGCAAGCUCAGCCCCUUCCGCUCCUUCGCCAGCAUCGAGCUCUUCCACUUUCACAUCCCUGAGGACACCGUCAUCGCCGUCUGGAACCUCAUCACCUUCAAGGAGCAGGGCGGCACCUUCGGGGACCAGUGCCCGGACCGCAGCGUCACCGUGUACUUCCGCUCAGGGGCUCCUCCUGUCAUCAACCCCCUCCACACCCACUUCCCCCGGGACACAGCCGUGCCCGGCUCCUUCGCCCUGACCCUCACCUGGACGCUACCCAACCGGACGACCGGCGUCUUCAAUGUCACCAGCCCGCUGCCUGGCGACUGGUUCCUGGCUGCCCACCUGCCCAAGGAUGAUGGCAAGAUCUCCGUCAAGGGCCUGUACGAGGAGUGCCAGUACCUGUUCCAGCCUCAGCUCAUCGUGCAGCGCCUGGUGGGCAUCGCCGUGCUCUACCCUGGCUAUGUCACCAGCCAAAGCAUCGCGCCCCACAACCGCUCCAGCCUCUACAAGGUCUUCGUGCCCAGCUACACUUCGCGGGUGCUGGUGCAGGUGCUGCAGUGCCAUACCUCGGACCGUGGUGCCCAGGGCUGCCCACUCUGGCUGCGGGUGAGGCCCAAGGCACCCCCGCUGCACAACUCCACAGCGCGGGACUGCCGGGAGCGGGCACCCUGCCAGCUGGCACUGGACCUGCCCUUCUGGCAGCAGUGGUACUACGUGCUGGUGGAGAAGCACCCGGGCACGCCAGGCACCAUCUCCUUCCAGGUCACUGUGCAGGUCACAGACUGUUCCCGGCCUAGCCUGGCUCGAGUGCCCUUCCUGCCACCUGGCGCUGCCAUGAACAUGCCACAGUCCUUCGGCUCUGCGUCCAGCUUGGCGCCGGGUGAUGGCCUGCCCCCUGCACCUGCCAAUGGCACCAUGCGCCCCAGCCCUGGCCCCGGCCCUGGCCCCAGUGCUGAGCGGUGCUGGCCCAUCCGACCUACGCUGCGCAAUGAGCUGGACACCUUCUCGGUGCACUUCUACAUCUUCUUUGGGCCCAAUGUAUCGGUGCCACCUGAGCGCCCUGCUGUCUUUGUCAUCAACCUCCUGCCAGUGCUUGACAGCGGUGGUGUCCUCAACCUCGAGCUCAAGCUCAACGUGUCCUCCCUGUGGGGUGAGAACGUGACGGUCUUUGGGUGCCUGAACCACGAGGUGCCGCUGACGUUGGGGGACAACAGCUCUGUCACCUGUGAGACAGAGUCCCUGGCUGGGUUCCUGCUGUCCGUCAAUGCCACAGCCAACCUGAGCCGCCUGCGCAUCCCCUACCCCCAGACCGGGAGCUGGUACCUCAGCCUGCGCUCACUUUGCACCACCGACCGUGGACUUGAGCCAUGUGCCAAUGCGACGGCAGAGGUAUACCUGCGCACCUACCUCUCACCCUGCAUCAAUGACUGUGGCACCUACGGCCAGUGCAAGCUGCUGCGCACCAACAACUACCUGUACGCUGCCUGCGAGUGCAAAGCAGGCUGGAACGGUUGGGGCUGCACAGACAAUGCGGAGGCCUUCUCCUACGGCUUCCAGCUGCUCUCCACACUGCUGCUCUGCCUUAGCAACCUCAUGUUCGUGCCUCCAGUGGCCAUUGCCCUGCGCAGCCACUACCUCCUGGAAGCCUCCGUCUACAUCUUCACCAUGUUUUUCUCUACUUUCUAUCAUGCCUGCGACCAGCCGGGCAUCGUGGUCUUCUGCAUCAUGGAGUACGACGUGCUGCAGUUCUGUGACUUCCUGGGCUCCCUCAUGUCCGUCUGGGUCACCGUCAUUGCCAUGGCCCGGCUCCAGCCUGUCGUCAAGCAGGUGCUGUACCUGCUGGGCGCCAUGCUGCUCUCCAUGGCCCUGCAGCUGGAUCGCCACGGGCUCUGGAACCUGUUGGGGCCCAGCCUCUUCGCCUUAGGGAUCAUGGCCAUCGCCUGGACGGCCCGUAGCAUCCGCCGGCGCCACUGCUACCCGCCCACCUGGAAGCGCUGGGCCUUCUACCUGUGCCCGGGGGCGCUGAUUGCGGCAGCCGCCGUGCUGCUCUACGCCUUUGUGGAGACGGAGGAGAACUACUUCUACAUCCACAGCAUCUGGCACAUGCUCAUCGCUGGCAGCGUCGGCUUCCUGCUGCCACCCCGUGCCAAGCCCGACGGGCGCCUGGCCCCGCUGCCCCGCCGCAAGGGUUGCGGAUACCAGCUCUGUGUCAACGAGCAGGAGGAGCUGGGGCUGGUGGACCCCGGCGCUGCCUCCAUCAACAGCAUCUGUGCCAGCUGAUGGUGCCUGCCUGCCCCCGUGGCACAGACCAGACUCACUGCCGCGGGCACCGGGGCACAGCACUGCCCGUGCCCCCUGCCAUAGCCACGGACACUGGGCUCCCCC